CAAUGGAACCUAACGAAAGCCACCACCACCAACAACAACAGCAGCAGCAACGUCUCAGUUCUCCUUACUUCCACCUGCAGCACCUUCAACAUCUGCAACAGCAGCAUCACCCAACCACCGUACCAACCUCUGCUUCGACCGGAAACGCCGUUCCAUCUUCCAACAAUGGGCUUUUUCCGCCGCCGCAGCAGCAGCAGCAGCCACAGCCGCAGCCUAAUGAUGGGCCAUCCUCCCUCGCCGUAUACCCUCACUCAGUGCCUUCCUCCGCGGUGACGGCGCCGAUGGAGCCGUUAAAGAGAAAACGAGGUCGUCCGAGAAAGUAUGUGACGCCGGAGCAAGCCCUAGCGGCUAAGAAAAUGGCUUCUUCUGCGAGCAGUUCGUCUGCUAAGGAGAGGAGAGAGCAAGCGGCUGCAGCCGGAGGUACGGCAUCGUCUAAUUCCGGGUCAUCGAAGAAAUCUCAGCUUGGUUCUGUCGGGAAAACUGGGCAAAGCUUUACCCCGCAUAUCGUUAAUAUAGCCCCUGGUGAGGAUGUGGCCCAGAAAAUUGUGAUGUUUGCAAACCAAAGCAAGCAUGAACUAUGCGUUCUUUCGGCGUCGGGCACCAUCGCAAGUGCAUCCUUGCGCCAGCCAGCCACAUCAGGAAGCAGCAUAUCAUAUGAGGGUCAGUACGAGAUUCUCUCACUAUCCGGAUCAUUUAUCCAGGCCGAACAAGGUGGUAAAACCGGUGGCCUUAGCGUUUCUUUAUCUUGUUCGGAUGGUCAGAUCAUCGGAGGAGCGAUUGGGACUCACUUGACGGCUGCUGGCCCGGUUCAGGUGAUUCUUGGUACGUUUCAGCUUGAUAGAAAGAAGGAUGCCGCCGGGAGUGGUGGGAAAGGGGAGGCUUCAAACAGCGGAAGUCGGUUAACUUCUCCCUCUACCACUGGACCGUUGCUUGGCAUGGGUUUCCGUUCUGGUAUGGAAUCUUCGGGGGGAAACGAUGAGCAGCAUCAUCAUCAUCAGCAAACCGGUAUGGGUGGGUCUCAUCACUUCAUGAUGCAAGCGCCGCCGGGAAUGCACAUGGCUCAUUCUCGGCCAUCUGAAUGGGGAGGAGGAGGCAACAGCGGUCAUGAUGGUAGAGGUGCUGGUGGUGGUGGUUAUGAUUUGUCAGGACGGAUAGGACAUGAGUCGUCGGAGAACGGAGAUUACGAGCAGCAAAUGCCGGAU
This is a messenger RNA of Thlaspi arvense, 1202 nucleotides long. The record is from the annotation of a GenBank genome assembly. NCBI's taxonomy places the organism in Eukaryota, Viridiplantae, Streptophyta, Magnoliopsida, Brassicales, Brassicaceae.